Messenger RNA from Dendrobium catenatum, 1326 nucleotides. RefSeq lists its product as uncharacterized. The record is from RefSeq and is a predicted model, not a curated record. NCBI's taxonomy places the organism in Eukaryota, Viridiplantae, Streptophyta, Magnoliopsida, Asparagales, Orchidaceae. Bases 1 to 1326 code for a protein of 441 amino acids. The transcript has 2 exons.
AUGGAAGAAGAAUUCUUCGCUUUACACAAGCAGGGCACCUGGGAACUUGUUGCACCGCCAGCAGAUGCAUCCAUAAUUGGAUCAAAAUGGACGUACCGAACAAAAUUCAAUUCGGAUGGCUCCAUUGCAAGAUUCAAAGCUAGGCUCGUGGCUCAAGGAAACCAACAAGAAUACGGCUUAAACUAUCGAGAUACUUUUAGUCCGGUAGCUAAGCUACCAACUAUUCGAAUUUUAUUUACAAUCGCAUUGUUCUUCAAAUGGUCUGUUCACCAAUUAGAUGUCGCCAAUGCGUUUUUACAUGAGGAGAUCAACGAAAUUGUAUACAUGAAACAGCCCAAAGGGUUUGAAGACUCUGCCUAUCCGAAUCACGUCUACCGACUCCGCAAGGCCAUCUAUGGGUUAAGGCAAGCGCCACGGCAGUGGUACACUACAUUUACGUCGUAUCUCCUCAAGCUCGGCUUCACUCACAGUCAAGCAGAUCCCUCACUGCUUCUUCUACAUCGAGACAGGAUUCAAAUCUACCUGUUAGUUUAUGUUGACGAUAUUCUGCUCACGGGUAAUGACACGAAAACUAUGACAGCUCUCGUAAAUCAGCUCAAAUCUCAAUUUACUAUGAAGGAUCUCGGAACAGCUCAUCAAUUUCUUGGACUCCGAAUCGAUACUCAUCCAGAUAAGUAUUUCAUGUCUCAAUCUGUUUAUGCUCAAUCUAUUAUAAACAUUGCCGAAUUGCAAAAAUGCAAUUCGGUGGCUAAUCCGUGUACAAAUAAAUUGCCAGUUAUCUCUUCUGACGCGGUACCCUGCUUCUCUCUACCGGUCUACCGUCAACUAAUUGGAUCUCUCCAAUACUUGACUUUAACGCGUCCUGAUAUCGCAUACGCAGUUAAUAUGCUCUCUCAGCACAUGCACAAACCGGAGAUUCAACACACAAUUCUGUUAAAGAAAUUGAUCAAAUACAUCAAAGGCACCAUCGCUUUCGGUCUACCAAUCACGCGUUCAACUCUUUUGCUUCGCACAUUUUCUGAUGCGGAUUGGGCCUCGGAUCCUCUCACUCGCAAGUCGACGUCCGGUUUCUGUACCUUUCUCGGCAACACAUUGGUGUCCUGGACUGUAAAGAAACAGCCAACGGUUUCAAGGUCAUCAACAGAGUCCGAAUACAGAGCGUUGGCUUCGGCAACGGCAGACACAAUCUGGAUUAAACGCCUUCUCGUCGAAUUCCGCAUCCCUCACGUUUCUCCAGUGGACAUAUUCUGUGAUAACACUAUUUCUGCUUUAUUGACUUUGAUUGGAUUUACUAGUUCGUACGAUUUCAUUGAUUUCACUGAUUGA